This is a messenger RNA of Trametes versicolor FP-101664 SS1, 378 nucleotides long. RefSeq lists its product as uncharacterized. NCBI's taxonomy places the organism in Eukaryota, Fungi, Basidiomycota, Agaricomycetes, Polyporales, Polyporaceae. Bases 1 to 378 code for a protein of 125 amino acids. The transcript has a single exon. The record is from RefSeq and is a predicted model, not a curated record.
AUGAAGCCCGACCUAACCGGUUUGCAACCACCACCAUCUCCGGAGCCCUCCUAUACAGAGCCGCCCGUGCUCGGGGAAACACGUCUCGAUCGACAGAAGCGGCAGCGCCGGGAGGAACGAGAGAGAGAAAAGCGUUAUAGAACGGAACUCGAGCAGCUCGCCAAGAAUCUAAAGAGCCAUGAGCCUAUGCUGUACGAGAUUGCCAAGGCGCUGGAGAAGGAGUGGUCCCCCUUGGACCGUUGCCACGAUAGGGAGCCUAAGCACGGCUAUGUCCCCCCGAAGGAUAUAGUGUCGAUGGGCAAGAAACGCUGCCGUAGCUCCUCGUCUGGCAGCAGCCCCUCACCUUGCGAUAGGCCCGCGAAGCGUAGCAAGACCUAA